UUGUGGGCGUGGGACCUGAAAGCGGUUUAAACCCUUUCGAAGGGGCGUGUGACCAGGGUGACGGGAGCUGAGGGGCUCCGGAGCCAUCAAGUUUCUUUCCGCGGUGAAAUAAUAGGACUACGCAAUGUGAAAAGCGGGGAGAGGGAUAAGUAAUUUGCUCUUCCGGGCGAGAGGUCAGCGGGCUCGCUGGGCAGAGAUGGAGCGGGAGAGACUCGAAGUCCCUCCGCGAGAUGCCCACGAUCUGCCCUUGUCUAUCCUCGAGGUGGGCUGCUGCGGGAAGUUUGAACUGGUCACGCAGCCGGUGGAAAAGGGCUGUGUCCUCCCGCUGACCACGCUUCCACAUGGCCUGCCGCCCUUCGCAGUGGACCUCCUCACCGAGGCAGAGACGUGCUUCCUGUCCGACCCCGAGAAGCUCCCCAUCCAUCACUUUGAGAACUCCCAGAAGAUAUGGCCGAGAGAGAAAUGUGUGGAUGCUUUGUACCACGUGGACGUCACCCCUGCUCAGUCGACCCUGCAGGUGGAGCGGAAACCAACCACGGGAGAGCUGCUUGGGUACCGGGAGGUGUUCCUAAGUGAUUUUGGGCUCUCGGCCAAGAACUCACUGUCUCUGCAGAGACCACCGGGACCCCUGGCUGAGUCUGUACGAGGCAGUUCAACCAAUUACCCCUUCUGGCCAGGGGGCAUGGAUGAGCCAAGUCUGGAUAUGAUUCAAACGGAUGAUGCUCUUGACGAAGAUAUCGACUUUGAGAACAAUCUGCUGACGGUGCCGCCUGGCUGGAAGAAGGGUCUGGACUUCAAGCAAGCGGGGCCGAAGGCUGUCCCUGGCCUCUUGAGCCUCACAGAGCUCAUGGAAGUGAUGGACCUUUGCCAGCUGGGGUGUUCCAGCGACGAGGAGGAGGAGGAGGAGGAGAGGAACCGGGGAACUGCAGAAGGGAAGCUGCCCCUGGCUCGGACCAACAGCCUGGAGGAACUAGUGCUGCAGAAGGUGACCACGCCUCCCCCGGCCGCGGGCAGCAAGAAGGAAGAGGAAGUGGUGCUGGAGAAGGAGCAGUGGGCAGUGCCGGUUGACGUCAGCGCACCCGUGGACGACUUCUACAAACGUAUCCCGGAGCCGGCCUUCAAGUGGCCGUUCGAGCCCGAUGUCUUUCAGAAGCAAGCCAUCCUCCGCCUGGAGUCCCGCGACUCUGUGUUCGUGGCCGCCCACACGUCUGCUGGCAAGACCGUGGUCGCUGAGUAUGCCAUUGCCCUCUCCCAGAAGCACAUGACUAGGACCAUAUACACAUCCCCAAUCAAGGCCUUGUCCAAUCAGAAGUUCAGGGACUUCAAGAACACCUUCAAAGACGUUGGGCUGCUGACGGGAGAUGUGCAGUUACAUCCCGAUGCCUCCUGCCUCAUCAUGACCACAGAGAUCCUCAGGUCCAUGCUGUACAACGGCUCUGAUUUGAUCCGGGACCUGGAGUGGGUCAUUUUCGAUGAGGUUCACUAUGUCAACGACGCCGAGAGAGGCGUGGUGUGGGAGGAGGUUCUCAUUAUGCUUCCAGACCACGUGAACCUCAUCCUGUUGAGCGCCACCGUGCCCAAUACUUUGGAGUUUGCCGACUGGAUUGGGCGGAUAAAGCAGAAGAAGAUCUACGUGAUCAGCACCACAAAGCGGCCUGUCCCCCUGGAGCACCACCUGUACACGGGCAACAGCCAGAAGACCCAGAACGAGAUCUUCCUACUCAUGGAUGCACAGGGGAACUUCCUCACCAAGGGGUACUACGCUGCCGUGGAUGCCAAGAAGGAACGGGCCAGCAAGCACUCUCAGACCUUCGGAGCGAAGCAGCCGACCCAUUAUGGGGGCCCCAGCCAGGACAAGAGUGUUUGGCUCUCCCUGAUCGACGUCCUGAGGAAAAAGGACAACCUGCCCGUGGUGGCCUUCACCUUCUCCCGCAACCGGUGCGACGAGAACGCCAACAUGCUGACCACCGUUGACCUGACCAGCGCCGUUGAGAAGAGUGAGAUCCACAUCUUCUUCCAGAAGUGCAUCUCUCGGCUGAAGGGCACCGACCGUGAGCUGCCCCAGGUACUGCGGAUGGUUCAGCUGCUGAAGCGGGGUAUCGGUGUGCAUCACAGUGGCAUCCUGCCCAUCCUGAAGGAAGUGAUUGAGAUGUUGUUCGCCCGAGGCCUGGUCAAGAUCUUGUUUGCAACAGAGACCUUUGCCAUGGGGGUGAACAUGCCGGCCAGGACCGUGGUCUUCGACAGCAUCCGCAAGCACGAUGGCACGAACUUCCGCGACCUGAUGCCAGGAGAAUACAUCCAGAUGGCGGGCAGAGCGGGGAGACGAGGGCUGGACACCACGGGGAUGGUGAUCAUCCUCUGCAAGACCGGGGUUCAUGAGAUGGCCGACCUCCACAGGAUGAUGCUGGGGAAGCCAACCCUGCUGCAGUCGCAGUUCCGCCUGACCUACACCAUGAUCCUCAACCUGCUGCGGGUGGAGGCGCUCCGCGUCGAGGACGUGAUGAAACGUAGCUUCUCUGAGUUCCACACCCGCAAGGAUGCCAAGAUAUAUGAGCAGCGGAUCCAAGACCUGACCAAGAAGCUGGCCAACUUGGACGUGGAGUGUGUUGGGCAGCUGAGUGACCUGGAGCACUACUACAUCACCGUACGGGAGCUCCUGUACACGCGGGCCUCCCUGCAGAAGAAAGUGAUGGAGUCGACAAGUGGGGUGAAGGCUUUGUCUGCCGGUCGAGUGGUGGUGGUUAAAAAUCAGCAGCACAGGAAUGCACUGGGAGUGAUCCUGCAGGUUUCCGGCGACUCAAGCAACCGAUCAUUCACCACCCUUGUGCUGUGCGAUUCGCGAGGAGGCGAGGAACAGGAGAGGGAAGGGGGUGUGGAUUCCUCGGCAGCUCCCACCCCUGAUCAGCUGCUCGCCAACAAGCUCUUCCUGCCCGAGGGUGAGUGAGUCUACACCUUGGUG
Molecule: messenger RNA, 2959 nt
Organism: Hypanus sabinus (Atlantic stingray)
Lineage: Eukaryota; Metazoa; Chordata; Chondrichthyes; Myliobatiformes; Dasyatidae
Gene: skic2
Product: SKI2 subunit of superkiller complex
Exons: 23
Coding region: 197-2944 (915 amino acids)
Biological process (GO): nuclear-transcribed mRNA catabolic process, 3'-5' exonucleolytic nonsense-mediated decay
Cellular component (GO): Ski complex
Molecular function (GO): ATP binding; RNA helicase activity; RNA binding
Source: RefSeq, a predicted model, not a curated record